CAACUGAAGACUUCAAAGGCAAAUAAAUACUAGACAAAUUAUCUCUAGUUUUUUUGGUCUAUACUUGUCUUAACCAGAAUCCUUCACUCACAUCCACAUAGCCUUUCCGAUCUAAAGUAGCGAAGAUGAUGAACGAUACAGAUGUAUCGAAGCAGAUCCAACAGAUGGUCAGAUUCAUCCGUCAGGAAGCCGAAGAAAAAGCUAAUGAGAUUUCCGUCUCCGCUGAAGAAGAAUUCAACAUUGAGAAGUUGCAGCUAGUGGAAGCGGAGAAGAAGAAGAUCAGACAGGAAUACGAGCGUAAGGAGAAACAAGUCGAUGUUCGCAAGAAAAUUGAGUACUCCAUGCAACUCAAUGCCUCUAGAAUCAAGGUUCUUCAAGCUCAGGACGACUUGGUCAAUUGCAUGAAGGAGGAAGCAUCAAAGGAGCUUUUGAACGUCAGCCAAUCCCACAACCACCAUACCUAUAAGAAGCUUCUGCAAGAUCUUACUGUUCAGUGUUUGCUCAGACUUAAAGAGCCUUCUCUCCUACUACGUUGUCGGGAAGAUGAUGUUCCCUUAGUAGAAAAGGUCUUGGAUACAGCAAAGGAGGAGUAUGCAGAGAAGGCUCAAGUUCACGCACCUGAGGUCAUAAUUGACCAGAUCUACCUUCCAUCGACUCCAUCGGAGGACAAUGCUCAUGCCUCUUCUUGCUAUGGAGGAGUAGUUUUGGCUUCUCGAGAUGGGAAAAUUGUAUGUGAAAAUACACUUGAUGCCAGAUUGGAAGUUGUGUUCCGUAAGAAGCUACCAGAGAUUCGCAAGUGCCUAUUCGGUCAAGUUGCUGUCUAAUGCAUUGGAAGCAUUGGAGUAUCUAUAGCCUUUUGCUCGUGACUCUGGGGAUCCUGAAAAUGGCGCCUGAGCGGAUAAGUUAUUAUGGCUUUGCUCGUGUAUUAUUGCCCUUUUACUCUGCCAUGUUGUGCUUGUAUUAUUAGAACACUGUAACAGACUGGUGUUAAAGGGAUAUUUCCUCAACAUUUUUAGCAUUAAGUCUAUGCAUUAUAUUUUUGUGUUAAUGUUCAACAAUAAGUGUAAGUUGCUGGAACCCUGAGUUUGCUGGGUCGAGACAAUAAAAUUAUUCGGAGUUGAUGGCUC
Lycium barbarum (goji berry) is the source of this 1127-nucleotide messenger RNA. Its product is annotated as V-type proton ATPase subunit E3-like. Gene Ontology annotation, molecular function: proton-transporting ATPase activity, rotational mechanism. The record is from RefSeq and is a predicted model, not a curated record. Gene Ontology annotation, cellular component: proton-transporting two-sector ATPase complex, catalytic domain. The coding region runs from base 126 to 824 and encodes 232 amino acids. Gene Ontology annotation, biological process: proton transmembrane transport. The transcript has 6 exons. NCBI's taxonomy places the organism in Eukaryota, Viridiplantae, Streptophyta, Magnoliopsida, Solanales, Solanaceae.